Hypoxylon fragiforme is the source of this 1791-nucleotide messenger RNA. RefSeq lists its product as uncharacterized. Lineage: Eukaryota; Fungi; Ascomycota; Sordariomycetes; Xylariales; Hypoxylaceae. The transcript is spliced from 6 exons. The record is from RefSeq and is a predicted model, not a curated record. Bases 1 to 1791 code for a protein of 596 amino acids.
AUGGACUUCUCUGAGUUUGGUGAACCCACAGUGCCGUCAUCAUCACCAGGGAGUACAGAUUCCAAUACGGGCAUGCAGCCAAUUCUCUUACCGGUAAAUCCCUCAGUGUUCACUCUGGCGCCACCAAUGUCUUAUCCCGGGGAGGGCAACCCCCACGCGCGCCUCAAUGAAGAUGUAGACCGACACCCGCUAUCAGCGUAUCCUGGAACCGAUCUUACUACCGCACUACACAAUCCUAUUGCUGCAAAGUACGAGGAGUCCCCAGGGGAUCUCAAAAUAGUCCCCUACAAAGUCCAGAACAGGAACACAAAACGUGAAUCCAGCGGCGGGCGCGCUUUUCGCGUUAACGCACUCAUUAACGACAAGGCUAGUAGCUUGGAUGACCUCUACAGAGAACCCGGUAUCCAAUUGGCAGCGCGACAAAAACGGCUCGUCUCAGGGAUGUUUUCAGAUCUUUGGGGCGAACGAAAGGGUACGUUCAGACUUCGAUGCUGGGUCCCGAUCCAGUACAGCGAUAACAAGAGAUGUGACACGUCGAGUGACCCGUUCAUGCCGUGCAAGCGUUGCGCAACAGUGGCUCAUGCUUGUCUUAACUGGCCUUGCACACGGGUAAGCAUCCUCGAUUUGGAUUUACACAGACGAGGGUCAACCCGUAGCAACGACCUCAAGACCUGGACCCUUGACCAGAAGAUACGUUACUACUGGAACGUGGAAAACGGCGGUGAAGCGCUGGAGAAUCUACAGGUGACGAUUACCCAGGACCAAGGUAUCAGCUUUGCUGUCACGGUCAAUCAGUUCGUGCCGCUUCCGGGCGAUACCACAGGAUGGAAAUGGAAGGACGCAGCCUCCCAGCAGAAAGUGCUGGAGAUGCCUCCGUUCUACAUCUGCAACGAGGAAGAGGCCGAAUGUAACAUGAAGAAUGCGGUAACGACUGGGAAGGAAGAGUACAUCAAUGUCCUGCUGGGCGACUCAAAUCCAAUCACCAGGAAGACAUUCGAGGCAGCGUUUAGACAUCUAGAAACCUCUGAAAGUAGACUCAUCCUCGACUGUCUAAAGUUCUGGGUGGCCACACGUUUCAUUGAGAAGCCCUGGCGGAUCUGCAGUGCCGGACUCCCCGGCUUCUACCCUUCCAUUGAGCCGUCGUGUCCCUUCAGUGGGAUCAUUCCUGUAACUCCUAUCAUGGACACGCAGAUUGACGAUAUGGCCAUCAAGGCCCUCCUCGACCCGUUGGGGAAGAGGAUACUAGCGGAGUUGAAUCGAAAAAUUCUGGAAAAGACGAAGGAGAAUUGGUGGGAGAUUUACCUUGCCACUUUCAUUAUCAUGAACAACUUCGAGUUCGUAUUCAAUGAUGUCCGCGACUAUACCAGCCGCCAUGGAUUGAGACCAUCCACCACCGGCGCCUUCUCUCUUACCAAAGGCUACUUCCAUGCCUGUAAGACCAUUCUGCUCUACUUCCGCUUCGCAUGCAACGGGCACGCGCCGCUCUCUCUCGCCUGGCAGUCCCCUAAACCAAAUUCCAACCCUAAACUCAAACCCAACCGCGGCUCUCUUUCCUAUUCAGCCUCUUCCCUGGACCCCAUAACCUACAGCCAACAAGAGUACCUCCUCGAAAUCAAGCGGGAGAUCGACCGACAGAAGCCGUCUCUUGAAGCCUGGCGCGGCGCGUCCGGCUCCGCCUACCAGACCCCGCUGUACUUCAGCUAUCAAAUUCUCGCCGAGGACUGGAGCCCGGAUAUCCAUGUUUCGGAGCCGGAUGACGGGUUUACUGAGGAGGAUUUUCUGACUUCUUAG